CCACGGUCUGGCUUUAGGUGGUACAGGCCGCGGAUAAAAGGCGCGGGCGGAGGCCACUCGCACCCUACAUUUGGUUUCCCGGCUGCCGCUGUUGCGGUCUGGGAGCACGCGCUGCCUGUCUUUGUAGGCUUGGAGCCCGCCCUCCUGCAGUCAUGUCCUCUGGAAAUGCUCACAUUGGAAAACCGGCCCCUGACUUCCAUGCCACUGCUGUGAUCGAUGGGGCCUUCAAGGAGGUGAAGCUGUCGGACUAUAAAGGGAAGUAUCUGGUCAUAUUUUUCUAUCCACUGGACUUCACCUUUGUAUGCCCUACCGAGAUCAUCGCCUUCAGUGAUCGGGUGUCUGAUUUCCAUCAGCUGGGCUGCGAAGUCCUUGGAGUGUCUGUGGAUUCCCAGUUCACUCACUUGGCCUGGAUCAACACCCCUCGAAAAGAGGGUGGCCUGGGUCCUUUGAAAAUCCCCCUACUGGCAGAUGUAACCAGAAACCUAGCUCGAGAUUAUGGGGUGCUGAAGGAGGAUGAAGGCAUUGCCUACAGGGGCCUCUUUAUCAUUGAUGCUAAGGGCCUGGUCAGGCAGAUCACUGUCAAUGACCUGCCUGUGGGGCGCUCAGUGGAUGAGGCUUUGCGACUAGUGCAAGCAUUCCAGUACACAGAUGAGCAUGGAGAAGUAUGCCCAGCAGGCUGGAAGCCUGGAGGAGACACUAUCAAGCCCAAUGUGGAAGACAGCAAGGAGUAUUUCUCUAAGAACAACUAGGCAAGCAAUGCUGCUGCUUUCUGUGCUCCGGUGGCAAACCUUCAUAUGGUGAAGGAGGCUUCUGCCCCUCUUGGGUAGUGGCCCUUGCCCCAUAUCUCCUCUUAAUCUUUUCCCCCUUAUAGAGGGGGCAUGUAUGAGAGAGGAGGAAGGGGUCUGUGUCUAAUAAACUUGGGAAAAUCAAACAUA
Molecule: messenger RNA, 935 nt
Organism: Phascolarctos cinereus (koala)
Lineage: Eukaryota; Metazoa; Chordata; Mammalia; Diprotodontia; Phascolarctidae
Gene: PRDX2
Product: peroxiredoxin 2
Biological process (GO): response to oxidative stress; hydrogen peroxide catabolic process; cell redox homeostasis
Cellular component (GO): cytosol
Molecular function (GO): thioredoxin peroxidase activity
Source: RefSeq, a predicted model, not a curated record